AAAACCCCACCCUCUCUCUUCCUUUCCCAGAACCGGGCAGUUGGGCGUCCAAAGGGGAAAUUGGGCCCUUCCUCGGCUGUGAAGCUUGCGGCGAACCGGACGACUGCAGGCGCACGUCGGAGAAGGACGCGAUGUCGCAAGUGCGAGGCCUGCCUGCGGACAGAGUGCGGCGAAUGUCAUUUCUGCAAGGACAUGAAGAAGUUUGGGGGGCCUGGCCGCAUGAAACAGUCCUGCAUUAUGAGGCAGUGCAUCGCGCCGGUGCUGCCCCACACCGCAGUGUGCUUGGUGUGUGGCGAAGCAGGGAAGGAAGACACGGUGGAGGAAGAAGAGAGCAAAUUUAAUCUGAUGCUUAUGGAAUGCUCCAUUUGCAACGAAAUCAUCCACCCCGGGUGCCUUAAGGUGCGGGAAUCGGACGGCGUGGUGAACGAGGAGCUUCCAAAUUGUUGGGAAUGUCCCAAGUGCAACCAUGCUGGAAAAACGGGGAAAGCGUACAAGCAAAAGCGGGGCCCUGGGUUCAAAUACGCCUCCAACCUGCCCGGCUCUUUGCUCAAAGAGCAGAAGAUCAACCGCGAGAACAAGGAAGUCGUCCCCGAGAUCCCCAAGAGGAAAGUCGAGUGCGAGGAAUCGCCUCGCAAGAAAUCCGACGAGCGCUCCCCGAAGCCCCCCCUGGAUCCUCUCUUGAGGAGGAAGUCCUCGGAGGAAGCCCACCUGCGCCGCAAGCGGAAAUUGGAUAAACCCCAAGAACCGGCGUUGAGGAAGCGGCUAAAACUGGGGAAAGAAGAGAAGCUGUUCAGGAAAAAGAGGCGCUCCUGGAAGACCCCCGACGACCGAGUGGCCGCCAUCAAACCCCUGAGGCGCUUCAAGCAAGAAGGCGGGGAGGCCUUCCCGGAGGAAGCUCCCAAAACCAAGGAGAGCGACCAGUCGCGCUCGAGCUCGCCCACCGCGGGGCCGAGUUCGGAAGGCGCCGAGCCCCGGGAGAAGAAGAAGUUCAAGAUCCGUCGGAAACCUCGGCUGCCCAACAAGGAGUUGAGCAAGGAGUUGAGCAAGGAGCUCAACCAGGAGAUCCAGAAGACCGAGAACAGCCUGGCCAACGAGAACCACCAGCCCAUCAAGUCGGAGCCGGAGAGCGAGACCGAGGAGGACAAGCACCACCUCGGCCCGGAGCAGCCGCACCCUCUUGCCAAGGGCUUCAACGGGACGCCGCGGGAACUCCGCCACCAGAUCCUCUCCAGCCUCCGCAGCGGUGGCGGCGCCACCACUCCCACGCCCAGGGCCAUCGCCCGGCCCCCGCCUUCCCUCUCGCCCCCCAAGUGCAUGCAGAUGGAGCGGCACGUGGUGCGGCCGCCCCCCAUCAGCCCCCCGCCCGACUCGCUCCUGCUGGAUGACGGAGGGGCCCACGUCAUGCAAAGGGAGGUGUGGAUGGCGGUCUUCAACUGCCUCCGACCCGGGGAACUCUGCGUCUGCAUGAGAGUGUGCCGGACCUGGAAUCGGUGGUGCUGUGAUAAAAGGCUGUGGACCAAAAUAGACCUCAACCAUUGCAAAUCCAUCACUCCCUUGAUGCUGAGCGGUAUCAUCAGAAGGCAGCCGGUCACGUUAGAUCUCAGCUGGACAAAUAUCUCCAAAAAGCAGCUGAGCUGGCUUAUUACCCGGCUCCCAGGUCUCCGGGAUCUGCUUUUGGCUGGCUGCUCGUGGAUCGCCGUGUCCGCACUUUGCAGCUCCAGUUGUCCCCUUCUUCGAACCCUGGACAGCCAGUGGGUGGAAGGCCUGAAGGAUGCCCAGAUGCGAGACCUUCUGUCCCCACCAACUGACAACCGGCCAGGCCAGAUCGACAACCGAAGCAAGCUACGGAACAUCACCGAUCUCCGCCUGUCCGGCUUGGACAUCACGGACGCUUCUCUGCGCCUGAUUAUCCGGCAUAUGCCUCUCCUGUCCAAGCUAAAUCUCAGCUACUGUAAUCACAUGACGGACCAGUCCAUCAAUCUGUUGACGGCGGUGGGGACCACCACGCGGGACUCCCUAACCGAGGUUAUUUUGAAAGACUGCAACAAGGUGACAGACCAGUGCCUGUCGUACUUCAAGCGCUGCGGGAGCAUCUGCCACAUCGACCUCCGCUACUGCAAGCAGGUCAGCCGGGAGGGCUGUGAACGGUUCAUCGCGGAGAUGUCGGUCAGCGUCCAGUUCAGCCAAACGGAAGAGAAACUGCUGAAGAAGCUGAGUUAGUAUUUGCAAGGACAGAGUUGUAAAUAGAGGCGAUGAAAGCCGGGGCGGGGGAGUGGGGAGUGGGGGCGGGGGGCAAAAAGGACCCCAAGGAAGAUGCUUCCAUCCUCCGGACCCCACGGGAAUCUACGGCACCCAAGGUUAGCCAUUCGGUGCUCCGGUGAGCCACGUGCCACCUCGUGUGCUGGGAAAGAUACGGACGCGCCAACUCAGAAACCGCGGCCGGAGCGUGGGGAGGACGCCCGCGUAGACUUUCGGCAGGACUCCGAAGCAGAACCUUCCUUCUGCGGUGCUGAGGGUGGGCCCGUCCCCUGCUGUUUUUUUUCUGCCUACGGGACUGUGGUUGUUGGUUGUUGUU
Messenger RNA from Pseudonaja textilis, 2575 nucleotides. Lineage: Eukaryota; Metazoa; Chordata; Lepidosauria; Squamata; Elapidae. The record is from RefSeq and is a predicted model, not a curated record.